Daucus carota subsp. sativus is the source of this 414-nucleotide messenger RNA. RefSeq names its product zinc finger protein GAI-ASSOCIATED FACTOR 1-like. Gene Ontology annotation, molecular function: DNA-binding transcription factor activity. The record is from RefSeq and is a predicted model, not a curated record. The transcript has a single exon. The coding region runs from base 1 to 414 and encodes 137 amino acids. Lineage: Eukaryota; Viridiplantae; Streptophyta; Magnoliopsida; Apiales; Apiaceae. Gene Ontology annotation, cellular component: nucleus.
AUGACAGAUCCUGAUGCUGAGGUUGGUGCGCUUUCUCCUGAAUCUCUUACGGCCAAGAACCGUUUUGUAUGUGAGCUGUGCGACAAGGGUUUUCCUCGGGAACAGAACUUGCAACUCCACAGGAGAGGGCACAAUCUGCCCUUUAAGAUUAAGAAAAAGGCAGAUCAGGAGGUGCAGAAGAAGGUUUACAUCUGCCCUCAAAUCGGUUGUGUCCAUCAUGAUCCAUCAAAGGCUCUCGGAGAUCUCACCGGAAUCAAGAAGCAGUUUGCUAGAAAACACGGUGAGAAGAUAUUCAAUUGCAGUAGGUGUCACAAGAGGUAUGCUGUGCUGUCUGACCUGAAAGUUCACAGCAAGAUUUGUGGCACAAGGAGUACAAGUGCGAGUGUGGAUUUACCUUCUCUAGGUAAUGAUUAG